AUGUCGUUAAUGAGCGGUCAAACUAAAAAUAUAAAUGUAUACAGUGGAUAUCAAUCAUUGUUUUCAUUUGAUAAACAUGAACUUGAAAUUAUAAUAAAAUUUAUUGAUGACUGGUUACAUAAAGGAGAUCAACUAUUUCCUAUUAAUAAUAAUAAUAAUAACAAUAAUAAUAAUAGUAAUGUUCAUACAUCAUUGUUUGAGAUGGAUGUAUCAUUACUUGUCUCAUUUGUGUCUUUAGGAAUGGCUUUAGUUAAAGAUUCUGAACAACAACAUCUUGUAUUAACAUUUGCCGACAAUGAUUUAUUUAAAAAAGAAAUACGAAUAAAUAAUGAACAACUGUACGACAGAAUCAAACAAAAAGUAACCGAAUUAUCUAUUAGUAGUGAUGAUGAUGGUGAUAUAAACGUAUUUAGAGAAGAAAUACUAAUGAGUAUUAAACAACUAUGCGAGACAAGUCUUGAAGAUGAACGGAUUAUCUAUUACCAGUGA
Messenger RNA from Didymodactylos carnosus, 489 nucleotides. The record is from the annotation of a GenBank genome assembly. NCBI's taxonomy places the organism in Eukaryota, Metazoa, Rotifera, Eurotatoria, Philodinida, Philodinidae.